UUCUACAUCACUGCUUUCGAGCUAAAAGGACUCACUGUUAAAAGGACUCUUAGUGUCCACGAAAAAACGACUUUCGAUAUUAAUGUAACGUUAAGGGUGCCGUUUAAAGCCAUUAAUGGUGGUAUCUCAUCACAUCAGAAUAUCUUAUUGGUCGAAAGUUUAGAUCAUAUAUAA
This is a messenger RNA of Paramuricea clavata, 174 nucleotides long. The record is from the annotation of a GenBank genome assembly. NCBI's taxonomy places the organism in Eukaryota, Metazoa, Cnidaria, Anthozoa, Malacalcyonacea, Plexauridae.